This is a messenger RNA of Plasmodium yoelii, 2304 nucleotides long. Its product is annotated as methionine--tRNA ligase, putative. The coding region runs from base 1 to 2304 and encodes 767 amino acids. NCBI's taxonomy places the organism in Eukaryota, Apicomplexa, Aconoidasida, Haemosporida, Plasmodiidae. The record is from RefSeq and is a predicted model, not a curated record. The transcript has a single exon. Gene Ontology annotation, molecular function: methionine-tRNA ligase activity; ATP binding. Gene Ontology annotation, biological process: methionyl-tRNA aminoacylation.
AUGAAAUAUUUUUUUUUUUUUUUUUUUUUUUUUUUCGAAAUAUCUUUGAUUAUAAAAGUAUGUAAUGGGAUAAACAAAAAUAGUUGCAUUGGGUCUCUUAAUUUUGAGAAUAUAAAAAAUUGUUUUCCAUCAUUUUUUUCAAAAAUAAAAAGAAAAAGAUAUAACAAUUUGGAAAGUUAUAAUUUUUUAAAAACACACUUAAAAAAAAAAAAAUAUAUAUAUCACUAUUUAUAUGGGCCCAAACUGUCUGUCUUAAAUAGAUAUUCAAUUGUAAAUACAAGAAAUGGAAAAGAACCCAAAUUGUCGAAUCGCAUAGAAAAUGGCGAAGAACCCAAAUUGCCGAAUCGCAUAGAAAAUGGCGAAGAACCCAAAUUGCCGAAUCGCAUAGAAAAUGGAGAAAAAAACAAAUUGCCGAAUCGCAUAGAAAAUGGCGAAGAACCCAAAUUGUCGAAUCGCAUGGAAAAUGGAGAAAAAAACAAAUUGCCGAAUCGCAUAGAAAAUAACGAAUUUAGCAAAAGUGAAUGUUGCAGCAAAAAGAUAAAAGAAAUUUUUGAUUAUGUAAACACAAAUGAGGAAAAUAAAAAGGGAAUAAUUAUAACGACUCCAAUUUAUUAUGGAAAUGAUAAGCCUCAUAUCGGACAUGCAUAUUGUAAUGUUUUAGUUGAUACAAUAUAUCGAUUUGAAAAAAUAAAAAAUGAAGAAAAUAAAAAAAAAAUAAUUUUUUUUUCUGGUAUGGAUGAACAUGGUUUAAAAAUAGACAAUAAAACUAAAGAGUUAAAUAUGGAUAAAAAUAAAUAUUUAAAUAAUAUUUCUAAUUUUUAUAAAAAAAUGAAUGAAAUGUUAAAUGUAGACAUAAAUUUAUUUUAUAGAACUUCAAAUUUAUUUCACAAAACAUUUGUUCAGAAUAUUUGGAAAUAUUUAUUAAAUAAGGGAUAUAUAUAUAAGGAUGUAUAUAGAGGAUAUUAUAGCAUAAAUGAGGAAAGAUAUUUAAGUGAAAUGGAAGUCGAGAAAAUGGAAAAUCAAAAAAAGGAAAAAAAAGAAAAAGGCGAAAAAGACGAAAAAAACAUCGCUACGAGUAAUAUCAUCUAUAUUGAAGAAGAGAAUAGCUACUUUUUUAACAUAAACAAAUUUAAAGGUUUUUUAAUUAAUUUUUAUAAAAGUAAUGAAAAUAUAAUAUCACCUUCUUAUUUAAAAAAAGAGAUAAUGUAUCAUAUUCAAAAUGAUUUUAAAAAUAUAUGUAUAAGUCGAUACAAUACCGAAUGGGGAAUUCCAAUACCAGAUGAACAAAAAGGAACAAUAUAUGUAUGGUUUGAAGCAUUAUUAUCAUAUAUAUCUUCAAUUGCUUAUGUUAUAAAAUUGUAUUAUAAUUCAAAAGAUGAAAAUUUUGAUUUAAAAAAUAUAACACAAAAUGAAGAAGGAAUAUUAUGUACUUAUAACGAUAUUUUAAAUUUAGUAGAUACAUAUAACGAUUUGAAUAAUUUUGAAAAUAAUAAAAUAAAUUUAUCUAAUUCAAAAAUGGAUGAUAAAAAUAAUAUUAGAAAUUUAUUUAAAAAAAUUUGGAAUCCUUAUAUUCAAGUUAUAGGAAAAGAUAUAUUAAAAUUUCAUGGCAUUUUAUAUAUAUGUCUAUUAAAUAGUUUAGGAAUAAAAAUUCCUGAAAAUAUAUUAUGUCAUGGAUUAAUAAAAAAUGAAAAUAAAAAAAUGUCAAAGAGUUUAAACAAUAUUAUAAGUCCAUUUACACUUUUAGAAAAAUAUAAUAAAGAUGUUAUUCGAUUAUAUUUUAUUGGAAGUGGAAAUAUAUAUGAUGAUAGAAAUUUUAAAGAAAAAAAUUUGGAAAAUUUUGAAUUUUUUCUUAGAAAUUCAGUUGGAAAUUUAUUAUAUAGAAUUGUUUCAUUAUGUAUUGAAAAUAAUUAUAAAAUUAUAAAAAAAAAUAAUUUAUAUAAUUUUACUAUUUUAAACGAAUUUAAAAAUAGCAAAACAUAUUUAAUAAAAUUAUUUAAUAAUAUGGAAUAUCCAUUAUUAUUAGAAAAAUUAAUUAUGUUUAUAAAAAAAAUAAAUAAAUUUUAUACUUAUAAUGAACCAUGGAAAAUAAUAAAUAAUUCUACAAAAUUUAAUUUUAUUAUAUAUGAAAUAUUUGAAUCUAUUAAAUUUUUUUCUAUUUUUAUGUAUCCAUUUAUUCCAAAUAUUAGUUUGUCUAUUUUGAAAAAUAUAGGUUUUGAAUCAAUUGAUAAUGAUUCUAUUUCUAUAAAUAUGUUGGAUAAUCAAACGGACAAAUUUGUCUUAACAAGUUUGAUAAAAAUUGUAUAA